UGGCGUCUUGAUGUGCUUCUAUAUAUAUACAUUUCUAACUUACAGGGUCAGCAUGACGAAUUAGAGGCAAAGUUUUUGGAGGAAAGAGCAGCUCUUGAAGCCAAAUAUCAAAAGUUAUAUCAACCUCUAUAUGCAAAGCGAUAUGAUAUUGUGAAUGGCGUUGUUGAGGUGGAAGGAACUCCAAAUGAAUCAGAAAUGGACCAAGGAGAGGAUGCAGCAACUGAAGAAAAAGGUGUACCGGAUUUCUGGCUUAUCGCAAUGAAAAAUAAUGAAGUCCUUUCUGAUGAGAUUACUGAGCGUGAUGAAGGUGCACUCCAUUACCUCAAGGAUAUCAAGUGGUGCAGGAUUGAGAACCCCAAGGGUUUUAAGCUUGAAUUUUUCUUUGAUAACAAUCCAUAUUUCAAGAACUCUGUCUUGACAAAGACAUAUCACAUGAUUGAUGAGGACGAGCCAAUCCUUGAGAAGGCUAUAGGGACGGAGAUUGAGUGGUAUCCAGGAAAAUGUUUGACACAGAAGAUUCUUAAGAAAAAGCCUAAGAAGGGAUCAAAGAAUGCCAAGCCUAUCACCAAAACCGAAGACUGUGAAAGCUUUUUCAAUUUUUUCAGCCCACCGCAAGUUCCUGAUGAGGAUGAAGAUAUUGAUGAAGAGACUGCUGAGGAGCUGCAAAAUCAAAUGGAGCAAGAUUAUGACAUUGGGUCUACGAUUUCGAGACAAAAUUAUCCCUCAUGCUGUUUCAUGGUUUACUGGUGAGGCUAUUCAGGGCGAUGAACUUGAAAUAAAAGAUGAUGAUGAAGACGAGGAUAUUUGGUGAUGAUGAUGA
Messenger RNA from Carica papaya (papaya), 820 nucleotides. The record is from RefSeq and is a predicted model, not a curated record. NCBI's taxonomy places the organism in Eukaryota, Viridiplantae, Streptophyta, Magnoliopsida, Brassicales, Caricaceae.